Molecule: messenger RNA, 1422 nt
Organism: Hypomesus transpacificus
Lineage: Eukaryota; Metazoa; Chordata; Actinopteri; Osmeriformes; Osmeridae
Exons: 6
Coding region: 97-1422 (441 amino acids)
Biological process (GO): transmembrane transport
Cellular component (GO): membrane
Molecular function (GO): transmembrane transporter activity
Source: RefSeq, a predicted model, not a curated record
UGUCAUUCUAUUAUGAGUUUCCAAGGCUACCUGUUGUCUUCCACUUCUUCACGGAUACAUCUUUUACUGUAAUACUUUUAUCCAAUCGCAAAAGACAUGUCAUCAUGCCAGCAGAAGCUCAGGGAGCUUGUUACCGUGGAGCCGGUCAUUUUUUUGUUCAUGAUGAGUGUCUUCAUUCAGAACACCGCAUUUCAACAGCUGGUCAUUUCUAAGGUGUGCUCAGAUCUGUUUGGGGACUCUACCGUGUGCAGCGACCCGGAGAAGCACCCCAGAGAGGAUGAGGAGGUGCAGAGCUCCUCCUCCAUCAUCCUCCUCCUCUACACCCUGAUCACCAGCCUCCUGUCCAUCCCCCCUGCUCUGCUCCUGGGCUCCUGGUCGGACCGGGCCAGCCGGCGAGCCGUGCUCCUGCUCCCCUGCCUGCUCUCUCUGGCCAGCGCUGCUCUGAUGCUCACCAUGGCUCUAGAACCUCGCCUCAGUGUCUACAUCUCAUUGGGUGCCGCGGGGCUGAUCGGCCUAUCAGGAGGCACCGUGUGCAUCUUCCUCAGCUCCUUUAGCUUCCUGGCCGACUUGACGGAAGGUACGGGAGCCAAUCGCACGCUGCGGAUGGCAGCAGCGGAGUCCAUGAUUUUUGUCGGCGGCGCGGUGGGAUUCCUCCUGGGCGGGGUCUUGGUGGAUCAGUUUGGUUUGUUCUCCGCCUUCGCUGCUGUCUGUUGCUGCCACACCCUCUCUGUGUUCUACAUCCUGGUCUGGCUGAGAGACCCCGCCCCUGGGCGUGCCAUAGCAGGGGUGGCCACAACCUCUGCCCCGGCAGCCAGGAUGGGUAUCCUAUCACUGGUCAGGAGGACGGUCACCACGGUGAUGAGGAAGAGGCCGGGGCAGGAGAGGCUAAAGCUUCACCUGCUCAUCAUCUGCUCCUUCUUGAGUAACCUGGCGGCAGUAGGGGAGUUUAGCAUCUUAUAUCUGUUCCUGACCUAUGAACCCAGGGAAUUCACCACUGAGCUCUACGGCAUCUUUAACUCCUGCAAAAUGCUACUACUGGGUUUUGUGCUGCUGGUCCUGUUCCCCCUGAUGCUGAGGUGCGUGGGACAGAUGACCCUGGCCAAGCUGAGCGCUCUCUGCAGGACAGCAGCAUACAUUACACUGGCCUUCUCCACCAAUACAUGGAUGGUCUUCCUGGUGGCGGUGGUGGGCGCUCCUUCUGGCAUCACCCAGGCUGUAAUACGCUCAGUGUCCUCCAGCAUUGUGGCGCCUGAUGAGCAAGGGGCGAUGUUUUCGUUCACAGCAUCGGUAGAGGCCACCUGCAUGAUGAUCUCUGGGAUCAUAUUCAACGGACUCUACCCUCUGACCCUGGCCACCUUCCCGGGCACCUGCUUUAUCGUCAUGGCAACGUUUACACUCAUCGUGUUCAUCCUCAUGCAGUGA